AGAUGGAGGACUGAUGACAACAAAUUUCUGAAUAUUUUAAUUAUUUCUGCAAUAUUUGGGUCACCCGAAAUCUUUAUCCAUUAUUGUUUUGUUUUUGUUUCAUUCCCUGAAGUCUGGAAAACACUUUUCAAAAUGAAUCGUGGGUAUUCAGGGUCAAACUAUGACCGUCAUGUUGAGAAUACCAACACCUCUACUCUACACAGAAUGAAAGAAACAUAUUGGACAACAAAACAGGCUGUUAUUAAAAAACUAGGCAAGAAGGAAGAUGAACAUGUGGUAGCUUCUGACUCACAAUUAGAUGCCAAGUUAGAGGUAUUUAAAGCAAUCCAGAGAUCUAGUAUGGAAUUAUUACGAGUCAUAGAAAGAUAUCAAGAUAGACUGUGUGCCAUAUCAAUGGAAGAAAAUGCAAUGGGACGAUUUUUAAAAUCACACAGUAAUUCUGAUAAAACACGAGCUGGUAAGAUGAUGGCAGCAGUCGGCAAAUCACAGAGUUUCUCAGCACAACAGAGAUUAGCUUUACGAGUGCCAUUAGUUAGACUGUAUCAAGAAGUUGAAACAUUUCGUUAUCGUGCUAUCUCAGACACCUUACUAACUAUUAACAAAAUGGAAGGAGCUCGUACAGAAUAUAGAGGCGCCCUCUUGUGGAUGAAAAAAGUCUCGGAAGAGCUUGAUCCUGAUAUGUAUAAGCAGUUAGAAAAGUUUCGAAAGGUUCAAACCCAAGUACGUAAAACGAAAGCUAAAUUUGACAAAUUGAAACUAGAUGUGAUGCAGAAGGUAGAUUUAUUAGCUGCUAGUAGAUGUAAUAUGUUUUCACAUGUACUAGCCAACUAUCAAACUACCUUGUUACAUUUCUGGGAGAAAACUUCACGCACCAUGUCGGCUGUAGCUGAAAGUUUUAAAGGAUAUCAGUAUUAUGAAUUUAACUUGUUAAAGGAAUUAGCUGAACCAUGUAGAGAAUUAUCAGAGAAAACUAGUCAAAGACAACCAGCAGAAAAAGAUACAGAUAAUACUGGUGAUGAAACUCAGAAUAGAUCAAAUAAUAAAAAAAUUUUCAAAGCAAAUUUUGGGAGAACCGUCUCUGGUGCUCCCUCCAUGAGAGGUUUGCGACAAAGAUGCCUCAAAGAGCUGCUGCAUUUUGAAUUCAGUCCAUUUAGUCAGUCUGCCCCUACAGAAGACCUAGAUAUGGAAGAAGAUAAUGAUAAAGAUGACAUGACGUUGCUCAAUGAGAUUAUGAACGCUCCGUCCACUGGCGGGGACGAGUUCACUCAAGAAUGGCAGGCGGUGUUCGGCAUCAAUCAAGUCAGUACACCUACAAGUAGCCUGGUGCCUGCAGAAACUGACCAAUCGAAAGAAUUUAUGCCAUCUAGUCUAUUAGACAUGUCUUCUUUGAUGGGAUUACAGCAACCAGUUGGUGGCAGUUCACACACAGGAUUAUCUACCCCUACAUCUCAACCACAGCAGACGACAAAAUCAAAAUCUCAAACGCAACAACCUUCCAAAAAGAAUCCAAAAUCCGACAUGUCGGCAUGGUUUAACUUAUUUGCUGACCUUGACCCUCUAUCUAACCCUGACGCAAUUGGUCGAAAACAAAACGACAUGGCAGAGAUGUAAAUAGCAGUCUCCUAAAUAAAAUGGUCAACUGUAUAAUUUGACUUUCUUAAAAACAGGGGGCCACUCGAUUGGUGAGUUCUGCACGUUCUGGAUUGGAAUCAACUGGAUGUUCAAUAAAACAAGUUAGAACAGAGAUCAGAAUGCGGUCCACGUGUUUGACAGAAUUCAAAAUGGCGGAAAAGGCAAUAGAUGGACAAUUUUGAAUGUGACACAUUCUGCUCCAGUACAGCACAAUUGAAGGUAGAAUUGGAACUGACAGAACCUGUUCAGUACUCUCCAAUCGAGCGCCACCCAGAAGAAAGAUUAUACUUAUAUAAAACUUAACAUGGUUUAAUCCACUGUGGAUAUCAUAAUUGGAUGGUUUAAAAUGUUCUGAUUGGUCAAUCUAAAUGUAACUGAUCAAUCUACAAGAGGGGUAUGAUAUCAUAAUUUAAAAGGAUUGUAAAGAGUUUUUCUAAAUUUUGGGGACACUGAUAGCAACAAUUUGCACCAUUCCAAUUUUCAAUUAGAUGUCCGUGGUUUCUGCAAUUCCACUAAAACUAAAUGUUUCAUGACUUCACUGAUAGCAAAAUAUGCUUGAUCACAUUAAGGCCCUUUGCGAUUAGUGACAUCAUUAGGCACUUUGUUUUAGUAGAAUUGCAGGAAUUACAGGUGUUGGAAUGAAAAUUGGAAUAUUGCAAAAUGAUGCUAUCAGUGUAUUCGAUACACAUAAAAAAUAUAGUAAACUUCUUUACAAUCCAUUUGGAAACAUUCCUAUUGGUCAAGUUAAAAGUAUAACUGACCAAUCAAAUGUGGUAUUAUUAUGAAAAAAGUUUAUAAUUUUCUUGUUCUUUUAAAGAAAGGGGAAUAUUUUUGUGCAUAAUAUUGUUGUCUAUUUAAAAUUGCUUAUUUAUUUCAAGUGCAAUAUUUACUGCACAUUUGUGGGAUAUAAACAUUGGCCUAUGAAAGGCUUAAAGUCCCAAAUUUUAUGAGCUAUAUUUAUCUCAAAUAGGACAUAAUAUCUUAAAUCUGGAAUAUUGUCACAGAGGUUUCAAGUUCUCAGAAAUAUUAGUCAUUUAAGCCAAUUUCUUGCAAAAACUCAAAUAUUAGACUGAAACAUCUGCCUCUAUUCCAGCCUGGGAUAGUUAUUUUAAAAUCUGUUGGCUGGUGUAUAGACAUAAAAAUUAGACCCUGUUUUAUGGGGAUUUCAUGAAAACGCCUAUAAUUAUAUUAAUUUAGCAAUUUAAGCUUGACAAUUGUUCACAACCUCUGAAAUAUGUUAAUCAUUUGAGUCUUAAUAUAUGUGCAUAAAUUAUCAUUAUUUUUGUGUUGUGUUUUACUUUUCUAAUUUAUAAAAAAAAAAAAAACUCACCAUGUCCAAUUUCUUUGUUUUGUCUAAUUAUUUUGUUAUACUUUUUUGGUAUUAUGUUUUUUUUCGUUUAACUGACAUUCCUGGGGUCUUAUUCUCAAAAACUUAACUUAAGAUGGUAUUAGUGUUCCAGUCAAUUGAUUGGUCAAUCACAAUAAUCAAUUUUAGGACAUCCAAUCAGAUUAUUGUAUUUCCUAAAAUCUGGAUUUAAUCUUAAAGGUAUACUGCCUCUUUGAAUGACCCAACAAGUUGAAAUUUUUAAACUUUGUUAAAAUGAGUCUUUGUUCAUCAGUGGACUUACCUGGUGUCAUAACUAUACAACAGAAUCUCUCUAUAAUCUAAUAAAUCUAUAAAACUAAGUAAUAAUUCAUUAAACUAAGUAAUUUUGAAACAUGCUUAGAAGAGUUU
Messenger RNA from Lottia gigantea (owl limpet), 3367 nucleotides. RefSeq lists its product as hypothetical. Gene Ontology annotation, cellular component: Golgi apparatus. NCBI's taxonomy places the organism in Eukaryota, Metazoa, Mollusca, Gastropoda, Lottiidae. The coding region runs from base 133 to 1611 and encodes 492 amino acids. Gene Ontology annotation, molecular function: protein domain specific binding. Gene Ontology annotation, biological process: regulation of transport. The record is from RefSeq and is a predicted model, not a curated record. The transcript is spliced from 12 exons.